This is a messenger RNA of Trichoplax adhaerens, 273 nucleotides long. RefSeq lists its product as uncharacterized. Gene Ontology annotation, molecular function: RNA binding. The transcript is spliced from 2 exons. The annotation marks the transcript as partial. NCBI's taxonomy places the organism in Eukaryota, Metazoa, Placozoa, Uniplacotomia, Trichoplacea, Trichoplacidae. The record is from RefSeq and is a predicted model, not a curated record.
CAAAAGGAUACUACCUAUACCAAACUCUUUGUUGGUGGUUUGCCUUAUCAUACUGAUGAUGAUUCAUUACGUGGUUAUUUCGCAACUUUUGGCGAGAUUGAAGAAGCUGCCGUAAUUUAUGAUCGACAAACUGGUAAAUCCAGAGGAUAUGGAUUUGUGACUAUGGUGGACAAAGAAGGAGCUACUCGUGCAUGCAAGGAUACAAAUCCAAUUAUUGAUGGUCGUAAAGCUAACGUUAAUUUAGCUUACCUUGGCGCUAAACAACGUCCUAAU